AUUUAUUUGUUAGAACCUGUGCGCAACGCACCUCUCGCUGCGAGCCUCACAGUCUUUAAUUUGCAGCUCGACUUGGGAUACCCUCAAAACAAAAAACAAAAACACACACACAAAAUAAAAUAUGAAGAGUUUUCUGGUUUUGUGCUUUGUGGCGUUGGCCUUAGCCGACGUGAAACACCUGACAGAUCGCAAUCUGGAUCUGUUCAAGUAUAAUCCGGGCGAUAUCUACACCCUGCCCGAGGACAUCGAUGACGAUAAGCCCGCCGUGCACUUCAUCGGCGACGUGAUGAAGGCCAAAACCGAGAAGCUGCAGAACUUCAAUGCGGGCAAAAAAUUCAAACUCGAAUUGAAGACACAGAACGGCAUUGAGGUCAGCAGCGUGGGCAAACUGAAGGACGACAAGACCUUCGUGGUAAGCGGCUCGUACUCGUUCACCGGUGCCGACGGCAAGCGCUACAAGACCCGUUAUACGGCCGAUGAGUUCGGCUACCAUCCAAUCACCGAGCUGGAUCUGGACCUGCCCGAUCCACAGCCCUUGGCUCCAGCUGCCCCGAAGCCAGCCUCCGACCUGAGCAGCCUGCUGGGCAACAAGAAUCGCUUCCAGUUCCUGCAACAGAAUCUGAACAACGAGCAGGGACCCCUGCGCGGCAGCGGCCAGAGCGGCGACGACUACAGCUACAGGGCACCCGGCAACCGCAACGACAAUGUCUACGGCAACUCACCUGACUACGGCAACCUCGGCAAUCCCUUCGGCCCCGCCAAUGGCAUUGGCUACGAGUACCUGCCGCCCGCAGAGCCGUCGCGUCUCUACCUGCCCACGGCAUAAGCAGGAGGCUGAUCCCAGUACACACAUAUCCCCUCCCUCGACCCUAAGCCCAAGUAUUUAGUUUUAAGCGCAGAAUUCCCCGCAAUCAACAAUUUACAAAUAGCAAAAUUAUAUAUAGAUCUAUAUAUACGCUAUAUAUACAUAUAUAUAUAUAUACGUUAAAUAUAUAUGUAUAUCAAUUUUUUUUGUAUCAUCUUUUAGUGUUAUAUGUAUACAAUAUAUCCUUUGCGAUCCCAAUUUCCCUGAUCCUGCCUCCCCCCGCCACACAAACCAAUCCCCCGUAAUCAAAAGAAAAUAUUAGACGAUGCGAUGUGAACAUGACAAUGAAUCUAUAUAUGAAUAUAUAUAUAUGUAUAUACACUGAGUGAUAUUAGUAGUAAAUAAAAUGGCUAAACUAAAACUAUU
This is a messenger RNA of Drosophila mojavensis, 1231 nucleotides long. RefSeq lists its product as uncharacterized. Lineage: Eukaryota; Metazoa; Arthropoda; Insecta; Diptera; Drosophilidae. The coding region runs from base 122 to 826 and encodes 234 amino acids. The record is from RefSeq and is a predicted model, not a curated record. The transcript has 4 exons.